Molecule: messenger RNA, 1335 nt
Organism: Aphanomyces astaci
Lineage: Eukaryota; Oomycota; Saprolegniomycetes; Saprolegniales; Verrucalvaceae
Exons: 4
Coding region: 37-1296 (419 amino acids)
Source: RefSeq, a predicted model, not a curated record
CGCUGACCGUUUCGUCGGCGAAACCGUCAGGGUGUGAUGGGCGCGUCGGCCAGCGUCAAGUACAGGCAGCUUGAUGGCAAGUACCACGUCCAGGAAAAGGUCAGAUUGGUCGAAGACAAGUGCAUUGUGCUCCUGCAUGACGCUAUGCGACGCGGCGAGCUGACGCGGCAGCAGCUGCGGGUCCUUGUCGCCAUGUUGCAGGCCAAGGAACAGUACUUGGAGCACUUCGCACACGAAAAGAUCCACCCAAUUCUGGUCGCUUUGCAGCCGUACUACGACAAAUACCAACCCAUCGCCAAGAAAUGCGUGGACGGAAGCGUGCGGCAAACCAAGUGGGUUGCCCGCAAGAUCGACGACGUGGUCACGACCACCACCCUCCAAGCGCUGUACCAGGCGAGGCGACAGGUUGUGUCCCAGCUGUCCAUCGCGACCAUCUCAACGUACUUUAACAUUUCGCUGCCCGAGGUGAUCAGUGUCAAAGUCAGCAAACGGCACUUUACCAUCCAAAACUGCGGGCCAGACCUCCGACAUCAAGAAAUCGAAUGGACCUGCGACAUUACAGACCCCAAGUUUAUCAAGCGGUUGUUCACACUGCAGUGGGUUCCAUGGAAACCAACAACUUCGACAGCGGUGAAACUCACGGAAACGUUCAUGCUCGAUGUCGAGUACUACGUCCGCAACGAAUACGCCAUCAAAGUGGUUCAACAUAUGAACCUACGUGCAGGCUACAAGUGGGUCGCGUUGGAUACAAGGCAAGGCAGCGUGUCCACUCCACCCAAAUGGCUGCAACGAGUCGACUACAAAGAGAGGGAAAAACGAAGUACGUUGUUCUACGACCUCGUAGCCCAAAUGUACACACAAAUGCACCGAGAGCACCUUCGAUCUCUGGAGAGAGAACACGACGCGCGGCUAGCGGCGGAAGCUAGCAAGCCGCCCCCCCAAAAGCUCACCGUGUUCACGCCCGAGCUCAUCAAGCGGACGUUGGCUACGUUGGCGGACAAGAUCAUGGACGAAGACCGAUUCCUGUUCUACACGCUGGGGGAGUACGAGUGCUGGCGGAUGGAAGGGGAGGACGUUAAGCAGCGGGGGGACUUGACCAUUGGCGAGAUGUAUGAACUGUUUGAAAUGGAAAAACAGGAUGACCGGAUGCGUGCGUUUGCGAGCGAGUUGCUCGCGCUGGGGGAACGCGUUGCUAUGGAAAUGGAGGACGUGAAUCGAGGCGAAACCAAACACGAAAGGGAAUGUCGAUACAUGCGCCGAUAUGACGUGGACGUCGAGUCCGACGACGACGAGUGAGGGAUGUCAUAAUUAUAACAAGUUAAUAAUUCGUCGGUU